AUCUGUACGUGCCAACGCGCGCAUGAGCUUCUCUCGCGGGUAUCUUAUGAUGGCCUUAUCAAAAUAAUCCACCAGGUUAGACUGCGAGCAUCAGGGUCAAUGCCCGUGAGUCGCCAAGAAGAGCAGGCAGUUGUGUCUCAGGUGAGAGGUGACGUCAUUGUGAUACUUUUGAACUCCUGGGCAGUAAAUCCAUAAAGGUGUGUUGUCCUACUGCUCAGGUAGCCAGGUAGUACUAAGCCUGCACCUUAGACUGGAGUGAAAGCAGAGUGCGAGAACCUGCUGGGAAUAGACACAGCUAGGGCCUAACAUGAUCCAGGCGGUUUGAUUCACCGAGGUUUACCUGAGAGUCACCCCCUACCUCUGGGACGAGGAAGCCGGAAUGUACUCCAACUCACAGACAGCCAGACUUCCGGCUCAGACACUGUCACUGAACAGUCAGUACAUCCCGCCUCCGUAUGACUUCACCGGAUACCAUCACUUAGCGGGAGUCGGUGAUUCUUCCAGCGCCUGGAACUCCGUCUACGCUCCCCGGGAGGAAUAUCCGUACAGCUUCCCGGGGUCAAGCCCCAACGCCAGCCAGGUCAGCUUCUCCUCCCCGGAGUUAAGCGGCACGCCCACCCCCGCUGGAGGGGGGUCGUUCAACCCGUACAACUUCAUUCCAGGACAGGACCCCUACAGCUCCAGAAGGAGACCCCAAGAGUCCAUCAGAGCGCCCGUUACAGGUGGAAAGACUCGCACUAAAGACAAGUACAGGGUGGUGUACAGUGAUCAACAGCGUCUGGAGCUGGAGAAAGAGUUUCAGCAUAACCGCUACAUAACCAUGAGGAGGAAGAGCGAGCUGUCAAUGGCACUGAGCCUCUCUGAGAGACAGGUGAAGAUUUGGUUUCAGAACAGACGUGCCAAAGAGAGGAAGAUAACCAGGAAGAAGCUGCAGCACUCCCAGCAGGCUUCUACCACAACACCCACCCCACCUGUGCUGGUUGGACCCUCUGACACUAACAUCCCUCCAAGCCCCAGCAGCAACAUUUUGUCUGACAGAGUACCAGAGGAAUACUAAGAGUUGGUAUGGAGGACUGCUUCUGUGAAAUAUGUACAUAGUAUUUGUUAACUUUUUUGUUAAGUGCACCACAGAAUAAAUGAAGAUAAUUCACAUCAGCAUCUCAAAAUGCUGAACUUUCUGCCUUUUAAAAUAAAAAAGCACUGCAUGCCAGUUGCAGUAAUCAUCCCCACUAAACCUUUGCAGAGGACAGGAUGUUAAUGCUGUUAUGGAUCAUUAUCAGCACCAAGAUACCGAUUUUUAAGACACAUAAUCACUAGAUAGCUUGUCACUUUUCAAACCUGUGUGCCUGAAAGAAAUAUUGGUUAGGGUCACAAUAAAAAAGCAUUAUUCUGUUUUAUUUUUGCAUGAAUGGAUAUUAGAAUUUGACUGAAUUUAUAAAGAUUAGUGUUUCUGUUUUUCUGGCUUUUCAUUUGAUGUGGCUGUAUGAAAAAAAAAUAUUUUUCAACUCAAACUUGAGCUAAGAAAGUAAAAACACAUACAUAAUGAACAUUUUCUUUCUCCUUAAACAGCCCUGCUUAUCAUUUUAAGGAAGUACAAGCCAUUGUUCCUUUUUAAUUCACAGGAAAUAGAAAAAUAGUUACUUUGCAGGGGGAAAAUGCCCAAUGUGAUGAAACAGUCAACAACCCUUUAAUGUUAAUUAUGUUUUAAUAUUGAUGCAGACUCUAUCAUUCAAAGUCUAAACUAGUGAGUCUGAGGUUGUAGAGACAAAGGCAGCUAUUUUUGGUAUAGUGGAAGGCGUGAAUGCAGAGACAUGUUAAAAACAGGAAGAAAGAGUCAUGGGGCUGUGACACGAAUACACGAAUGGUGUCAUUUGCAUUCAAUUUUAAACAAAUGUAUGACUGGCUUAUAACAACGUCUUGAGACAGCAUGUUUUUUUUUGCCUUAAUUUUUCAAAAAAUCCUUAAAUACGCAACUGAGAGGAUCUGUGAGAAAUUUGAUUUGAAAUGGUUGUGAAAAAAGUCACUCAGACAGCAGGCUCAUACUGAAAAACAGCCGCAGCCGUUGUACCUCUGAGUACACACAUUUUAAUCUCUACACCUCUGGUCCUGUUGGUCUUUUGUACUGUAAGUAUACAAUGUUACAGUUAGAAUGUUCACACUUUCACAUUGUUCCUGUUUGUGGUUCACAGUAGGGAAGAAAAUAGCAAAUGCAGCAGUGUAAAUUUAGUUGGACCAGAGACAGCUGAGCAUUGCAGAUACCCUUUCUUCAAAAUAAACCACUGUACCACAAACUUG
Messenger RNA from Notolabrus celidotus (New Zealand spotty), 2295 nucleotides. RefSeq names its product caudal type homeobox 1a (gene cdx1a). The transcript has 3 exons. Gene Ontology annotation, biological process: cell differentiation; regulation of transcription by RNA polymerase II; anterior/posterior axis specification. Gene Ontology annotation, cellular component: nucleus. NCBI's taxonomy places the organism in Eukaryota, Metazoa, Chordata, Actinopteri, Labriformes, Labridae. Gene Ontology annotation, molecular function: DNA-binding transcription factor activity, RNA polymerase II-specific; RNA polymerase II transcription regulatory region sequence-specific DNA binding. The coding region runs from base 380 to 1057 and encodes 225 amino acids. The record is from RefSeq and is a predicted model, not a curated record.